This is a messenger RNA of Durusdinium trenchii, 720 nucleotides long. The record is from the annotation of a GenBank genome assembly. Lineage: Eukaryota; Dinophyceae; Suessiales; Symbiodiniaceae.
AUGGGAAUGCCCGGAGCGCGGCCUCUCUCCGUGCCGGGUAGACACGCUGGCUUCGCGCUUCCGCCCACGCGGGCGCUUUGCCCGGACCAACGGUCUCCGGCAGAGGUGAAAGAGGAGUUGCUGCGGCAAGGCAUCGAGAUCCGAGGAUUGACAGCAACGCCAGAUCUGCUGUUAAAACUCCAUGAAACUGAGGCGUUUGUUCGCAGGGCAGAGGCCACCAAGAAGCUUCCAAGACAUUCAGACCAGAGAUUGCUCUCAUGCUUUACUGAAGGGCUUGCUCCAGGCUCAGAAGCACUGCUUGGCUAUGUCAAAUUUGGGAGAUGCUGCAUCGAUGCUGUGUUAGAUUGUCCGUUUCUGAAGAUGCUUGCAGCAGGGGCUGAUCCCAACACUCUGUCUGAGGGCAGCGGCAGUGGUUUUGCAGUGGGGAUGACGCCUUUGCUUGCAGCGUCAUCUUGGGGCAAAGUCGAUGAAGUUCGUUUGCUCAUUGCAGCUGGAGCAGAGCUGCGUGUGAGAACACCCAAUAUGCAGCAGACUGCCAUGCACCUAGGCAAUAUUGAGUCAUGGGGUGUAGACAAGACAAUGGGCUUGCUACGCUUUCUGGUUCACAGGGCGCCGGAGCUUUUGUCCGAAAAGAAUGCUGCGGGCAAGACCCCCCUGGAUUGUGCCAAGUACGAGAAGAAGCGACAACAAGCAGCGUAUUUGUCGAGUUUGCCUCGGUGA